AUGUCUCAUGAGAUGUCCUACAUGGGCCCUCGGGCCUUCAACCAUGACCGGGACGACGAUGCCGCAGAAGUAGAGUACGAUCGGCUCCGCAAUCUCGCCCGCCAGGAAGCCUCGAAGCGCAACUCAUGUUUCCAACAGUCCCAAGAAGCGUACUCGAGUGGUGAUGGCGCGCGCGCCAAAGAACUCUCGGAGCAGGGCAAGGCCCACGGCCGCAAGAUGGACGAGUACAACAAGCAGGCGUCCGAGUUCAUCUUCCGCGAGAACAACGCCAACGGGCGCGUCCCGGAGGAUACCAUUGAUCUGCACGGGCAGUUUGUCGAGGAGGCGGAGGAGAUUCUCGAGGAGCGCAUCAAGUAUGCCAAGGCGCAUGGGCAGACGCAUCUCCAUGUGAUCGUCGGCAAGGGAAACCACUCCGCCAACCAUGUGCAGAAGAUCAAGCCGCGCGUUGAACAGGUCUGUCGCGAGCUGGGGCUGCAGUAUGCCACUGAGGAGAACGCCGGCCGCAUCUACGUCAAUCUCACGGGGGGGCCGGCCGACAUGCCACCAUCCAGCGGCCAUGGGCAGGGACAGGGACAGGGUCAUGGAUAUGGUCAUGGCCAGGCUCCCACAAGUGGCCAGUACCCCGGCCAGCAGCAGCCGCAUCACCAACAGCAGCAAGGCGGGCAGCAGAACGAGAUCGAGCAGGUUGUCAAUGCGAUCCUGCCGCGGGUGCUGCGCAAGCUCGAGAAGGCUUGCUGUACGAUUAUGUGA
Messenger RNA from Aspergillus clavatus NRRL 1, 750 nucleotides. RefSeq names its product Smr domain-containing protein. The transcript is spliced from 4 exons. Lineage: Eukaryota; Fungi; Ascomycota; Eurotiomycetes; Eurotiales; Aspergillaceae. The coding region runs from base 1 to 750 and encodes 249 amino acids. The record is from RefSeq and is a predicted model, not a curated record.